AUGGCCAUUGACAAGUAUGAACAAAGUGCAGCAAUGGGAAACACCAAUGCUUCAGUGGCUCUUGGGAAAAUUUAUGAGGAAGGAAUAGGUGUCAAAGCUGAUCUCUACACUUCGUUUCUUCAGUAUCACAAUGCAGCACAGAAAAUGGACCCACAUGCUCUUUACAAGAUUGGUGAUCUAUUUGAAAAAGGAAUUGAGCCUUCUUCUACAGAAAAGAAUGGAAAAAUUCUUGGGUUCUACAAAAGAGCCAUAGAGCAUGGAAGCACUAAAGCUGCUGUGAGAAUGGCCCAAAUUUAUGAAAAUGGUGAAUAUGGACAGCCUAAAGACUCUCAAAAAUCAAUAGAGCUUUACAAUAGUGUUGUUGAAGAGGAAGAAGAGGCCAUGAAUGCUAUUGGCAAAGAGUGAUACAUCAGAAAGGAUUAUAAACUAGCAGUUGAACUAUUUACUAAAGCAGCUGAUAAAGGAAAUCCAACAGCCAUGAAUAACCUCGGUACUUGUUAUGAGCUUGGUAAAGGUGUUGACAAGGAUAUCCUAAGGGCAUAUGAUUUGUAUGAAGAAUCUUCUCGGAAAGGAAAUGCACAGGCUAUGUCUAACUUAGGUUUCCUGUAUUAUAAAGAGGCUAAAUUAAAAUAACUCAGAGGAACAGUUUCUAGAAGCUGCUCAUUGGUUCAGAUAUUCUGUUGCAGAAGAUGACUCAUUGAAGGAUUCUCAAUACUAUCUUGGACUAAUGCAUAUGAAUGGAGAAGGAAUUGACAAGUCUCUUGAUCUUGCAUCCACAUAUUUUGAAAAAGCAGCAGAGAAUGGUCAUGAUACAUCCUGACUUAAAUUAGGAGAUCUGUGAUAUUCAAAACCAGGGAAUGAGAAUAAAGAAAGAGCUUAUGAAUGGUACUCAAAAGGAGCUCAAAGAGGAAACUCUCAGUGUAUUAACAACCUCGCUCUUAUGCUUGAAGUUGGUUUCUCACAAUAUUCCCCCAACCAUAAAGAGGCUGUUAGACUCUAUGAAGAAGCUGUUAACUAUGGUAACAAAGAUGCAUUGUUCAAUCUUGGUCUUGCUUAUCAAAAUGGGAUUCAUUACAAGAUAGAUGAGAUGAAAGCUAUUGACCUCUUCAAAGAAGCUGCUUCUCAAGGUCAUUCAAACUCAAUAGAUUAUCUGAUAAAGCUAGGAAUCAUUGAAGAUAAGCACCAGUUCCAGGCUCAGAACCAGCCUAACCAGUAUAGCCUUGAAGAAGAGUCUGAGGAAGAGGAAUCAGAGGAAGAGGAAAAUGAGAAUGACACCUUUGCUAGGGCUCGUACAGUCUCAAGAAAGUAA
This is a messenger RNA of Moneuplotes crassus, 1309 nucleotides long. The record is from the annotation of a GenBank genome assembly. Lineage: Eukaryota; Ciliophora; Spirotrichea; Euplotida; Euplotidae.